AUGUCGGCUUUUCUAACGCGAAAACUUGCCAGUUCGGUUGGCUCUUUUGCUAAAUAUUCACAAGCUGGACUUUUGUCCGUUCGACAUUUAAAUUUAUUGGAGUACCAGUCAAAAGAAUUGUUAAAAGACAGCGGAGUUUCAGUACAAAAUUUUACUAUUGUUGACGACUUGCAAAAAACUGACAGUGCACUUGAUAAAUUUCAUGCCAGUGAGUAUGUUAUUAAAGCCCAAGUUUUAGCUGGUGGACGAGGUAAAGGAUGGUUUGACAAUGGAUUCAAAGGUGGUGUCCAUUUGACUAAAGACCCAAAAGAGGUCAAAGAGAUAGUCAAAAAAAUGUUGGGUCACAAGUUAAUAACAAAGCAGACGACAAAAGAUGGGAUUCUUGUACAAAAAGUAAUGAUAGCUCAAUCCGUAGAUAUUAAAAGAGAAACAUAUCUCUGUAUUUUGAUGGACAGGUCACAUAAUGGACCAGUCCUUAUCGCUUCACCCGCUGGUGGUGUCGACAUCGAAGCAGUGGCUGAGAAGACUCCCGAGGCUGUCAAAACAAUUCCACUGGAUAUUUAUUACGGAAUUGACGAUAAAAUAGCCAAAGAAGUCGCCGAAUUUUUAGGGUUUAAUGAAGAAACUAUCAAGCGCAAGGCAAUCUUUGAAUUGAAAAAUUUGUGGAAGUUGUUUGUAGAUAUUGACGCGCUUCAGAUUGAAAUAAAUCCUUUUGUUGAGACUGAAGACCAGCAGGUGGUUGCAGUAGAUGCUAAGAUUGCGUUUGAUGACAAUGCGCAGUUCAGGCAGAAAGAUAUCUUUGCUUUAGAGGACGUCAGUGAAAAGGAUCCCAGGGAAAUUGAUGCUUCGAGGCAUAAUUUGAACUAUGUUAGCAUGGACGGGAAUAUUGGGUGUCUAGUCAAUGGUGCGGGCUUGGCGAUGGCGACAAUGGACAUUAUUAAAAUGAACGGCGGAGAGCCAGCGAAUUUUUUGGAUGUUGGUGGUGAUCCAAAAGCUAAGGCAGUUUUUGUAAACAUAUUUGGAGGAAUUGUCAACUGUGCGAUCAUAGCCAGAGGACUAGUCGCAGGUGCUAAGCAACUGAAGAUCAACAAACCAGUAGUAGUUAGAUUACAAGGAACAAAUAUGAUGGAAGCUAGAAAAAUACUCCAAGAAUACGGAGCGCCUUUCACGAUGAACAACGAACUGGACGAAGCAGCUAGAAAUGUUGUUGCGACGAUACACGCAUAG
This is a messenger RNA of Cotesia congregata, 1227 nucleotides long. Lineage: Eukaryota; Metazoa; Arthropoda; Insecta; Hymenoptera; Braconidae. The record is from the annotation of a GenBank genome assembly.